Molecule: messenger RNA, 1272 nt
Organism: Wyeomyia smithii (pitcher-plant mosquito)
Lineage: Eukaryota; Metazoa; Arthropoda; Insecta; Diptera; Culicidae
Product: zinc finger protein 431-like
Exons: 1
Coding region: 1-1272 (423 amino acids)
Biological process (GO): regulation of transcription by RNA polymerase II
Molecular function (GO): DNA-binding transcription factor activity; RNA polymerase II cis-regulatory region sequence-specific DNA binding
Source: RefSeq, a predicted model, not a curated record
AUGGAUAGCAGUGACAACAAGGAAUCCACCGCUUUGCAUAUUAAGACUGAGGAAGACCAAUCAAAUGAAGAAUACUGUGAGUUGCCAAUAAAUACAAUUCAAAAGUACGAGAUUAAAAUCGAAGGCGAUAACGUUGUCGAAGUUGCUGCUGCAGUACCAAUUGAAGUGGUUGAAGAGGAUGAAGACGUGCACGAAGACGAAGGCUUCGAGUGUGACAAAUGUGAAGAGACAUUUGCAUGUGAACAAACUCUCAGCCAGCACAAAAGCACCGGACAUUCUCAAUUUUCUUGUCAAUCCUGUGCCAGAUCUUUCGGAUCGGUGAAAAACCUUAACAUUCAUAAAGCCAGAUGCAGAGUUUUUCAAUAUGAAAGCAAGUUGAAGGUCCACGAAAAAGUGCAUGAAAAAGGGACGAAAGCGGAAAGUUUUUUACAGCACAAACAUACAGCCGCUAAAGUCCCUAAAAAGCUGCACCUUUGCGAUAUUUGUGGAAAAGGUUUCGUUGGACAGAUGAAGCUAAAACAUCAUAUUUCCGUUGUCCAUGCCGGAGUGAAAGCUCACGAAUGCAGUAUAUGCUCCAAACGAUUUUCGUCUCCAUACAGUAUUCAGACACACAUGCACGUCCAUACUGGGGGAGAAAAACGAUUUAAGUGUGAUAUUUGCGGAAAGGGUUUUCAUGCAUUAUCCAGGAUGAAAAAGCAUCAUGGUGUGCAUACUGGCGAGAGGCCGUACACAUGCGCGGUGUGCUCUAAGGGAUUUUUCAACCGUAUGGACCUGGAACUGCAUACAGAUAACUACCACACGGAGAAACUAUCCAAAUGUAAAACUUGUGACAUGGAAUUCGACACGAAGCAUGAUCUUAAGAUGCAUGUAUCGAGCACUCACAAUGAAUUUCUACCAUAUCAAUGUGAAACCUGUCUAAUGGUGUGUGCAAACAGCCUCAUGUUGAAGAAACAUCGAAGGAUUCACUCCGUAUCAAAGACGUUUACCUGCGACAUUUGCGACAAAGUUUUCGUCGUUGAGUUCCGUUUUCGUAAGCACAUGCGCUUUCACGAGCGACCAACCCGUUGUAAGAUCUGCGGUAGAGAAAUUAUCGCGGAGUAUCUUGCACGGCACAUGAAGACCCACAUCAAUGGGACCAAGUCAUUCGAUUGUGGGCAGUGUGAAAGAACGUUUCAACGUCCGUCGCAUUUGCAGACACAUGUCUUACGAAUGCACGAGCGCAAAAAAUUAGACGCCAUGUUCUCUUCACAGGCAUCACAGGCUUCGGUUUAG